Messenger RNA from Hemiscyllium ocellatum (epaulette shark), 1122 nucleotides. RefSeq names its product armadillo like helical domain containing 1 (gene armh1). The transcript is spliced from 9 exons. The record is from RefSeq and is a predicted model, not a curated record. NCBI's taxonomy places the organism in Eukaryota, Metazoa, Chordata, Chondrichthyes, Orectolobiformes, Hemiscylliidae. Bases 1 to 1122 code for a protein of 373 amino acids.
AUGGCUUCAUCAAAAGAAGAAGUGGAAAUUUCUAGACUGAUGAGUUUUCUACAAGAGUGGGACAAUGGCACUAAAGCUGUCCGACAUCGUAUGUUGAAUGACUUCAUAAAUACAAAUAAAGGUAAAACUGGUCCAGAGCUUGAACUGCAGUUUGCUCAAGGUGCCAGUCUGUUUCUCACAAGAUUGACAGCAUGGCUCAGAUUAACAUAUAUGGUUGGUACCUGUUUAACUGAACAAUUACAAGCCAUUGGUGUAUUUUUGUCUGCAACAAGUGGACAUCGAUAUAUGAUAGAAGUUUUAGAAGUUGGUGGCCUUUUGACGUUUCUGGAAAUUCUGAAAUUGAAACAGUUGCGAGAAGAUAAUAAACAAGAAUCAUUAAAGUUGCUUCAAAUUAUUGCAAAUGCUGGACGAAAGUACAAGGAACUAAUCUGUGAAAGCUAUGGUGUGAGAAAUGUUGCAGAGUGUUUGGCAAAUGCAAAAUUGGAAAAGACCCAAGAACAGGCUCAGAUCUUACUGGAAUUACUAGCACAAGGCAACCCAAAGUAUCAAUUACAAGUGUACAAAGGAUUGAUUGCAUUAUUACCAUGCACCUCCCCAAAGGUACAAAAACUGGCUCUUCAAACACUGAUGACUUUGCAGCCAAUUGUGAAGAUCGUACACCCUUGCAUUGUGGAACCACUUUUGAACAUCUUGAAAACUGUUCACUAUGAAGUGCAAUAUGAAGGAAUCGAAUUUAUCAAGAUACUCCUGAAUUAUAAUGUACGAAAGGCUCUGCUAGAAGGAUUAGUUGCACGUCUUAAUCCAUCAAGAGAUGACAUAAAGGAUCGACCAAAAAUUCUUGAUGAUGAACCCACAACAACUCUUACAGAAUCCCUACCUUUGUUUGUACAGCAGACGGCAGCAGCAAAAGUUAUUGGUUUACUCAUUCAAGAAUCUGCUGGGAUAGCUGAGGAAUUGUUGCAACUUAGAGUGGUGCAUCACCUCAUGAUUGCUAUGGGAAAUCUGAAUCAUGCUGACAGCCAAAGACAAGCCAGUUUGACAUUGGAACCUGGUGUUAUAAUUGAAGUUGAAGAAAACAACUUCAAAAUUAGAUUGAAACAUUUAUGCAUUGAAAUUUUCUAA